Molecule: messenger RNA, 438 nt
Organism: Meloidogyne enterolobii
Lineage: Eukaryota; Metazoa; Nematoda; Chromadorea; Rhabditida; Meloidogynidae
Source: the annotation of a GenBank genome assembly
UUUUACAGACUAGAAAUGAAUGCUGGAUCCGGACAACAAUUUUAUAUUCCAUCAACAAAUGUUGUUACAGAAAUAAUUAUUCCGACAAUUAUUUUUUGUAUUGGAAUGGUUAUAGCGAUGAUUGUUGGAAUUAAUAAAUGUAAACAAUGGGAAUUGGAUAAUUUUGGUGAAAUUAGACGUACAAGAAGAGUAAUCCAAAGACUCACUGCUCGAUUGAGAGAAAGAAAUUUUAAAGCAAUUCAAAAUGCAAGAAAUAUUCGAAAAAGAAAUUUGGCAGUUAAAAAAGAAGGAAAACAAGCAAUAAUUCCCCCUCCAAUAUAUGGAAAUGCUGCUUCAAAUACUUCAAUAACAAGUGGACGUUCACCUCCACCAGCUUAUGAGGAUUCUCUUUUGGAUGAAAUUUAUAGAGAAAUUAUUGAAUUGGAUGGGAAAAUAUAG